Molecule: messenger RNA, 1078 nt
Organism: Dipodomys spectabilis (banner-tailed kangaroo rat)
Lineage: Eukaryota; Metazoa; Chordata; Mammalia; Rodentia; Heteromyidae
Gene: Sri
Product: sorcin
Exons: 8
Coding region: 53-649 (198 amino acids)
Molecular function (GO): calcium ion binding
Source: RefSeq, a predicted model, not a curated record
GGCGGGGUGGCCGGGCGCGCUGGGCGCGCAGGGCGGCGGCGCAAUCUUCACCAUGGCGUACCCAGGGCACCCUGGCGCCGGCGGCGGGUACUACCCAGGCGGGUACGGAGGGGCUCCCGGAGGGCCUGCGUUUCCCGGACAGACCCAGGAUCCGCUGUAUGGUUACUUUGCUGCUGUUGCUGGACAGGAUGGACAGAUUGAUGCUGAUGAGUUGCAGAGAUGUCUGACCCAGUCAGGCAUUGCUGGAGGAUACAAACCUUUUAACCUGGAGACAUGUCGGCUGAUGGUUUCAAUGCUGGAUAGAGAUCGGUCUGGCACAAUGGGAUUCAAUGAAUUUAAAGAACUCUGGGCUGUACUGAAUGGCUGGAGGCAACACUUCAUCAGUUUUGACAGCGAUAGGAGUGGCACGGUGGAUCCUCAAGAACUGCAGAAGGCCCUGACAACAAUGGGAUUUCGGUUGAAUCCCCAAACUGUGAAUUCAGUUGCAAAACGAUAUAGCACCAGCGGAAAGAUCACCUUCGAUGACUACAUCGCCUGCUGUGUCAAACUGAGGGCUCUCACAGAUAGUUUUCGACGACGGGAUACUGGUCAACAAGGUGUUGUGAAUUUCUCAUAUGAUGAUUUCAUUCAGUGCGUCAUGACGGUCUAAGUCAGGAGGAAGCCAGAAGGACGUCAGAGGAAUGAAAUCAACAUUCCAGCUUGCCUUUGCUUACUCUGCCUUCUUACAUUGCCACUUUCCCCUGACAGCUUUUGUAAUGAUGUAUUACAUUAUGCACAAUUGAAGCUUUGGUUUUAGUUUUCAUAAUAAAUUCUCUGCAAGGUUUAAGAUUAUAAGAUUAAGUCUGUUAAACUAAGUGGAACUUCCUGAAACUAUUAUCAACUAUGCCUUAUAUUCCUGCUUCAGUCUCUUUUAUAUAAACUUAACUUUGUAAAAUGUUUAACCCAUAUUACAUAUUUUUCAUUGUGAGAUAUAUAAACCUUUUAAUUAGACUGAACUGUUACCUUUCCUCUUCUAGAAUAUUAUGAAUGCAAGUUUUAUGUGUGGGUAUCUUAUAAUUGUUUCACUGGGAUGCAAAAA